AUGCCCUUCUUGCAAGUGUCGGUCGACACCGUCGAAUUCUGGGAGGACUAUGGCCAAGCGGAGGCACCGGAUGUUCUCGCAGCCCUGCAAGGGACUUGGUACACGAAGGACGGCGGGUAUCGAAUCGGUGAGCUUUGCGGUCGGAGCAUCCUUUGGGAUGUGUCCUGGAACAUGCGUCCACCUAUUUCCGGCCUCACCCUGCUGACGCCAAGUACAGUGAGCCUACAAUUGGAGAAUGUCACGCACUUCGGUACACUGCAGCUAGAAGCCCAGCCGACGAUCUUCUGGGACACCCAACACAUCUGGCUGAAAAAAUAG
Molecule: messenger RNA, 318 nt
Organism: Symbiodinium sp. CCMP2456
Lineage: Eukaryota; Dinophyceae; Suessiales; Symbiodiniaceae
Source: the annotation of a GenBank genome assembly